UUGCUGUACCUCAGAACCAUAUGAGCCUAAGUCCAAAAUUUCUUAUUUUUUAGGUUAUUGCACGUAUGUUCUUAAAAUUUCAUUUUACAUCCAGCCAUACCAUCGUAACUCCGCUAAAAAUUCUAUUUUUAUGAUUUAUCAAAGGUUAUAUGAGUCUAAGUCCUGAGGUAUAUCAGAACCAGACAAACUUAACUCCACCUAUGAUGUUAUGGUUCUGAACAUUGAGCAUUUCAGCAAAAACCUAAGUCCACAAAAUGGACUUGCCAUUGUCUGGCCCUAGCCACUAUACUCAUUUAGUCUCAAGUCCUGUUUUCUGAACAGCUGAUGACUGUCAAUAAUACUGUUGAUAUUGCUGCUGCCUGCUAUUAGAGAGAUUAUUGAGGUUAGGACUGAGCUGUACUAAUCAAAGUUUUAUUCUACUUUUAACAAAACGUUUUGGUAUUAAUAUGGAAAGUAGGGGAAAGUUUAUACUUUCCAAAUUGAAAAACCUUAAUACGUUCACUGAAGAUAAUCUGAAACCUGAAACUAAUGAUUGUCCUAGCAAUCAAUCAGUAGAAGUUCCACGAAGAAAUUCCACUCCUUCACCGACUUUAACCGAAUUAAAAGUAUUGAAUCCAGAUUGCACAUCCAUCCUCGUUUUACCUGACAAUGACUCAACCCAAUGGAAUUUUAACAUGCAUGAAAGUGAAAAUAUCCAAGUUGAAAGAGAAACUAGUAAAGACGUACAUCUUCUUAAUUUCAUUUCAACUCCAGUAGAACCAGGUGAGAUUAGUAGGUACAUAAUACUCUAGGCUCAGUUUAAAUAAAUUUCAGUAAAUUUAUGGUUGUUAUAAAAAUCUUUUUUGUGUAAAUUACUGUUAUGUUUAACCAUUUAACCAUAUUGUAGCAGGUAUUUACUCGGGGGCUUUAGCCUACCCUAGCAAUAAUUUAGGUUCCAUUUCAAUCGUGUUAAGCUGGGCCUAGACCUAGUACAUUGUCAUUAGACUGUAAAUGCUGUAGUCGGUAGGGACAGAGAGCAUUAAUUUCAUACGAUAAUAGUUAUAUUCUUAGGGGUUCUUUGUCUUUCCGACUUGUUAUUCUACCUAAUUUAACAUUCUACAUGUUUAACAGAAAUUAUACUUCAAUAUGAAAAACUUCGUGAGUGACGAGUAAAUUACACAUAAUUACCAAAAACAUGAUAAAAAUUCAAUAGAAAUCCACUUUAACGAUAUAAUAUUUUUUAUAUCCACAUUCUUUGUGUAGGCUAUCUAUAUAAUGAACUAAUCAAUGUUUUGGCGGAACAUCAAUUUAAAAAAUUAAAAUAAAUUGGACAAAACCGAGUGAAUUUCUCUAUUUCUUGAAGGCUGGGAACACUUGUAGGAAAGAAAGCUCUAUGUUAUUAAAAGCAAAACACUUAAAUAAAAUUAAAUAUUCAAAAUAUCUUAACAAUUUAUUUUUCAGAGUCAAAUGAAUGGGAGCUAGAGACGAUAACACAAGUGACAAACAUGGAACAAGAAUCUGGAGCAUCGACAACACUGGAAGAUUUAGAUGAUGCGCUAUCUUCUGUGAGCGACCUAUUUGAGAAUGACAUCGAUGAUCCAACAUACACUCCACCUUCAGGUUCAGAGAGUGAUUCAACUUUAAGUAACGAUUUAGAACAAGUACAAAGUCAAUCUGUAAGUACAAAUACUACAGCAAAUAAUAAUAAUAUAAUACCUCUGGUACCAUACACCGAUUCAGAUGACACGGAGAGCGAGUUACCGAUAGUUACUCAACCUAAAAAUAAAGGAAGAAAAAGAAUAAGGAAUGAAAAAAAGUGGAAAAAAAAACAUUAGAAAGCAGGGACGAAUUUCUGGAAAAGAGCAUGUCAACUCUAAAGGAGAUAUUGUAAAAGAAAGAACUUUAAGACCUCCUUGUAAAACUACUUGUCGCUUGAAAUGCUCUCAGCGCAUAAGUCAUGCACAAAGAGUACACAUUCAUUCUGACUAUUAUAAUAGUGAAAGAAACUUAAGUUCUAAACGCCAGUAUAUAGUUUCUUGUAUUACAACCAAGCCAAUAGCCAGGUCACGACAAAGAGAUGGUUCUAGAAAUAGUAGAAAAAACAGCCAUACUUAUUUUCUCAAAUGGGAUAACAAUUUUGAAAAAGUUUGCAAACAAUUUUUCUUGAACACACUAGUAAUAUCAGAAACAUUUGUUAAGUUUGCUCUCUUAAAAACCCAAAGUACUGGUAUGGUUGAACCAGACCAUCGUGGCAAACAUGUACCAGGAAACAAAAUACCAGAGACAGCAAAGGAUAUCAUAAGAAACCACAUAUCAAAAUAUCCAGCAUAAGAAAGUCACUAUAGUAGGGAAAGGACAAACAAAAAAUACUUGGGUAAUGAUUUAAACAUUUCCAUAAUGUAUACCAUGUAUGAAAAUGAAUGUAAAGAAAAAAAUAUCAAACCCGAAAAGAAAUGGUUAUUUUCAGAAAUUUUCAAUAGAGAAUACAAUUUGUCAUUUCAUUUGCCAGACAAUGACACAUGUGAUUUUUGUGACAGAAUUGAUUGCCAAUUAAAGAAUGCAAACGGUGAGCAAAAAGAAAACCUUCAAGCAGAAAAGCAGAAGCAUCUAGAUGAAGCAGCACGUAGAUACCAUUUGAAAAAAGAAGAUAAGCUUUUGGGACAAGGAAAUGAAAAAUUUAAAGUUGUUAUGGCAGACCUACAGAAGUGUCUUCCUACUCCAGCUCUCACAAACUGUCAAAGCUUCUACUUGAGAAAGCUCUGGACUCUAAACUACACCAUUGACGACAGUAGUGGAAAGAAAACGUGGUGCAUGAUUUGGAAUGAGACCACUGCAGGUAGAGGUGGAAGUGAGAUGGCUUCUUGUUUGUUUACCUGGGCAAAUGAAGAGCUCAAUAAAAGCAGCAUUGACACUCUGACUGUUUGGACCGAUAACUGCAGCGGUCAAAAUAGAAAUAUUAAUAUGAUUUUUAUGUACAUUUGGAUUUUGAAAACUCUACCCAACAUUAAUGAAAUAAACCACAAAUUUUUAUUAGCUGGGCAUACACAUAUGGAGGUAGAUGGUAAACAUGGAUUAAUAGAAAGAGCAAAAAAGCAUCUUAAAACUAACACAAUAUUUACUACUAAUGAUUGGGCGAACUUCAUCGCAUCUUGUAGCAAUAAACACCCAUUCAUUGUAAAGAAAAUGUCUCUUGAACACUUUCUUGAUUUUCUUUCGCUUACUAAUAAAGAUGGACCAUUAAUAAACAGGAAAAAAAAUACUAUUGGAGAACCUUUCCUCAUUUCCAACACAGUUUGGUUACAGGUUCGAAGAGAAGAACUUGGUAUACUGUACUAUAAAACAAGCUUUGAUGAUGUUGAUUUUAAAAGUGUGGAUUUGAGAAGAAAUAAGAGAAAAGAAACAAUAAUGCCUGAAUCAGUUCCGAAACUAAGAUCUGAGAAGAGGAAAAUAAGUAAUGAAAAAUUCAGAGAUUUAAUGACAAUCCUCCAGUGGGUCCCUGAAGAAUACAAGGCUUACUUUGAGAACCUUCCACAUGGGGCUAGUGAAAAUGACUUUCCAGAUAUCAGUUCAACAUUAUUAGAUUAAUUCUUACCUUAUAUUUAUAGUUUUUAUAAGCAGUGUAAUAGUGUUUUAUUGACGAAACAAUGUAUAUUAGUUGCUAAUGGAAAUACAAUGCUUAAGUCCAAAUAGCAUUAAAACAAAUGUUUUUGAUUUUAGAAAAAACAACUUUCCAGAUGCCAUUACAACAUUGUUAGAUAAUAUAUUUUAUUAGCAUUGUAAUAGUGUUUUUAUUGACUAAACCAUGUAUAUUGGUUGCUAAUGGAUACACUUAAUUUGGUUGCUUAAGUCCAAGUAGCAAUAUAACAUAUGUUUUUGAUUAGAGCCAAAAUAUCGUAAGUCCAUUUUUAAUGUAACAAAAAAAUAAUUACAUAAAAAUACUAAAGCAGUUUAAUGCUUCUAUAAACAUAAGUAAGUUAACUUGUGAAGUAGAAACUAAACACAGUUCAUAAUUUUAUAAUAAAGAAUAAACACAA
Molecule: messenger RNA, 4013 nt
Organism: Homalodisca vitripennis (glassy-winged sharpshooter)
Lineage: Eukaryota; Metazoa; Arthropoda; Insecta; Hemiptera; Cicadellidae
Exons: 2
Coding region: 2377-3564 (395 amino acids)
Source: RefSeq, a predicted model, not a curated record